Thermothelomyces thermophilus ATCC 42464 is the source of this 1602-nucleotide messenger RNA. RefSeq lists its product as uncharacterized. Gene Ontology annotation, biological process: carbohydrate transport; transmembrane transport. Gene Ontology annotation, cellular component: membrane. Gene Ontology annotation, molecular function: carbohydrate:proton symporter activity. The coding region runs from base 1 to 1602 and encodes 533 amino acids. NCBI's taxonomy places the organism in Eukaryota, Fungi, Ascomycota, Sordariomycetes, Sordariales, Chaetomiaceae. The transcript is spliced from 3 exons. The record is from RefSeq and is a predicted model, not a curated record.
AUGCCAGGCGGUGCGGCGCCCCCGGCGGGGACGGCCGACGUGAGCCGGGUGGAGGCGCCGGUGACGGUCAAGGCGUACCUGAUGUGCGUGUUUGCGGCCUUUGGCGGCAUCUUCUUCGGGUACGACUCCGGGUACAUCUCGGGCGUGAUGGGGAUGGACUACUUCAUCCGGGUGAUGGAGGGCGGCGGCGACGGGGUGGUGCUGGCGGCGUGGAAGAAGUCGCUCAUCACGUCCAUCCUCUCGGCGGGCACCUUCUUCGGCGCCCUCAUGGCGGGCGACCUGGCCGACUGGCUCGGGCGGCGCGUCACCGUCAUCCUCGGGUGCGCCGUCUUCAUCGUCGGCGUGGCGCUGCAGACGGCGAGCGCCGGGCUCGGCCUGAUCGUGGCCGGCCGGCUCGUCGCCGGCUUCGGCGUCGGCUUCGUCUCGGCCAUCAUCAUCCUCUACAUGUCCGAGAUCGCGCCGCGCAAGGUCCGCGGCGCCGUCGUGUCGGGCUACCAGUUCUGCAUCUGCCUCGGCCUCCUCCUGGCCUCGGCCGUCGACUACGCCACCCAGGACCGCACCGAUAGCGGCUCCUACCGGAUCCCCAUCGGCCUCCAGAUGGCCUGGUCCCUCAUCCUGGCCGCCGGUCUCUUCUUCCUGCCCGAGUCGCCCCGCUUCUUCGUCAAGAAGGGCGACCUCGCCCGCGCCGCCUCCACCCUCGCCCGCCUGCGCGACCAGCCCGUCGAAUCGGCCUAUAUCCGGGACGAGCUGGCCGAGAUCGUCGCCAACCACGAGUACGAGAUGACCGUCGUGCCCCACGGCAGCUACUUCCAGAGCUGGGCCAUGUGCUUCCGCGGCUCCCUCUGGGAGAGUAGCAGCUACCUGCGCCGCACCGCCCUCGGCACCUCCAUGCAGAUGAUGCAGCAAUGGACCGGCAUCAACUUUGUCUUCUACUUCGGCACCACCUUCUUCCAGCAGCUCGGCGUCAUCCAGAACCCCUUCCUCAUCUCGCUCAUCACCACCCUAGUCAACACCUGCUCGACCCCGAUCUCCUUCUACACCAUGGAGCGCCUCGGACGGCGCACGCUGCUCAUCUGGGGCGCCCUGGGCAUGCUGGUGUGCGAGUUCAUCGUCGCCAUCAUCGGCACCGUCCGCCCGGACGACGACACGUGCGUCAAGGUCAUGAUCGCCUUCAUCUGCAUCUACAUCUUCUUCUUCGCCACCACCUGGGGUCCCGGCGCCUGGGUUGUCAUUGGCGAGAUCUUUCCCCUGCCCAUGCGCGCCAAGGGCGUUGCCCUGUCCACCGCCUCUAACUGGCUGUGGAACUGCAUCAUCGCCGUCAUCACGCCCUACAUGGUCGACACGGACAGGGGCAACCUGGGCCCCAAGGUGUUCUACAUCUGGGGUGCGCUGUGCACCUGCUGCUUCGUCUACGCCUACCUGCUGAUCCCCGAGACCAAGGGCCUGACGCUCGAGCAGGUCGACCAGAUGCUGGCCGAGACCACCCCGCGCAACAGCGCAAAGUGGGUGCCGCACAGCACCUUCGCCGGCGGCGACCCCAAGCCCGACGAGAAGGAGGUCGGCCACGUCGAGAAGCUGGACGGGUACAGCAGCAGUGCAUGA